AUGAAUUCUAAUCAAGAAAUUAUCAAUUUCAUCCAAAGCAACAGUGGCGAUACAAAAGAUGUACUCAUCUUGAAAGUGGGUCAAAGAUUCGGCAUUUCAAUUGCUGAAGCAAAGGAUGCUCUCGAUCUUGUUGUUGAAAGCAGAAGAGUGAAUUCCACAACAUCUGCACCAUCUUCUCAAACAUUCGUCUACCAAAAACAAGGUGGUAAUGGAUUCUCUGGUUAUCGCAACGAAGGCAGCCAAGUCAACAGACCAAGUUCAAGUGUUGGAGGAAAUAGGAAUGGUGGAAAGAAUGAAAAAGCUGCAGACAGAUACCAACUAGAAAAACAACUGAUCAAGAUGAAACUUGAGAGAGAAUCCAAAAAGUUGAGAAAGGAAGGAAUUACAAAUUUUCUCGAAUCCAAAAAAACCAACCUUGUUUCAUUUGACAAAUGCGUUAAUGAGCACAUUGAUCCAGAAACCUUCAAGUCUCUAACUAUUUUGGCAAAGAAGGACAGGACUUAUGUUCUCUAUUACUUGUAUGUUGGUUUGGAUUUAGAAAGAAUUACUGUUCUAAUGAAUGAACACGGAUCUGAUUCAAAAAAGGUGAAGAAAAUUGUUGACAAGUUGUCCAAAGAAAACCAUCCUAUCUGGGUCAAAUAUUCUCAAAAACAUGCCAUCUAUAAAGCCUACAGUGAAAAGGUUGAGGAAAUUUGCACAAAAAAAGAUCCUUCGUUUUUGGAGAAGCUAUUAAGUGUCUUUAGAUCAGAUAAAACUGAUGAUAACUCCUCCCAAAAAUCAUCAAAGAAUGACAAAUCCAAUAAGGCAUCAAGCAAUACAACUUCUUCUGCAGCCAAAGAUAAGAAUAUUGACCUAUCCAAACUCAACAAUGAGAAUGAUCUGAUUGGAAAGAGUGGAAUUUUCAGAUACGAUCAAAAAAACGAUCUCUAUGUUUUGAAGACAACUGGUGAUUACAAAGGAAAAGAUAAGGUCUGUCUUAGAGAUACCAAUAAGGCAAAGUUUGAACAAUUACUAAACGGAAAACCGUUACCAGCAAAAAUUAUUGGCAAGAUUGAUUGGGUUCAGCUUGGUAAUAAUCUUGUAGUUGGCGCAAGAUGUAGUGCCAAACAAUAA
Messenger RNA from Naegleria gruberi, 1113 nucleotides. RefSeq lists its product as uncharacterized. Bases 1 to 1113 code for a protein of 370 amino acids. The transcript has a single exon. NCBI's taxonomy places the organism in Eukaryota, Heterolobosea, Eutetramitea, Acrasida, Naegleriidae. The record is from RefSeq and is a predicted model, not a curated record.